GGAGGGGAGGGAGGGUGCCGCCGUGCUGUGUGUGUACGGGGCGGGAGAGGUAGCAGCACAGUGCGCCUGCGUGUGUGAGUGAGUGAGGAUCACGCUGGGACGGGAUGGAAGGAACCUUUUGUAUCUCUCUCUCCCAGCGCUGAGUGAGAGAACAGCCCGGGCAGCGGGCGCAGUAGGAGCCGGGCGAGCGCCGGGGAGCUGCGGGGCUGAGCGCCGGCCGCGGGCAGGACGUUGGCGGGGACCCGGAUGAGAGAAAGUUGCGAAGUGAUGAGUGAGUGCGGGCUGCUGUCACCGGGCUGCGGGCACACUCACCGCUGACACCUGCGCCCCAGCUUCCGGCCCCGGGACACUCACCAUGGCCAAAGUCAUCCAGAGGAAGAACCACUGGACGAGCAGGGUGCACCGGUGCACGGUGAGCCGGGGCCCCGGGGGGGAGCUCAGCCUGCCGGUGCUGGGGGGAGCGGAGGACGGAGAGUUCCUCUAUCUGGGGGAGGCGGAGGACUCCGGCGAUGGAGAGCUGCAGGCAGGGGAGCUGCUGCUGGAGGUGGCCGGGCUGCCGGUGUCCGGGCUGCCCAGAUACGACGUGCUGGAGCUGGUGCGGGGCUGCGGGGAGAGCGUACCGAUCACAGCUGUCAGGCAAGGAAGCCGACUAAACAAGGACCUGCGGCACUACUUAAACCAGAGGUUCCAGAAAGCGUCUCCCGACCACGAACUGCAGCAAAUCAUUCGAGAUAAUCUUUACCGCCAUGCGGUGCCUUGCACAACACGUCCACCUAGAGAAGGAGAAGUCCCUGGGGUGGACUACAGAUUUCUGAGCGUACAGGAGUUUUUGGCGCUAGAACAUAGUGGAACUUUACUUGAAGUUGGAACAUAUGAAGGUAACUAUUAUGGGACGCCGAAGCCUCCAAGCCAGCCCGUCAGUGGGAAAGUAACUUCCGGUGAUGCACUGCACAACCCUCUACCCGGCACCAGGCUGUCAACCCCUAAACGGACAAAGUCUUACAAUGAUAUGCAAAAUGCUGGUAUAGUGCAUACCGACACUUACUACGACGAUGAGGCUCCUGAGAUGAACAGUAGUUUUACAGACUCUAGUGAACAAGACGAAAACACAAGUAGCACGACACAAGAAAUCCCCCCACCACUGCUUCGGAUCCUUCCUAGUUUUCCCAUCACGGAAGCAUCUCAGAAGUUGCCUCAAUACCUACCUCCUGUUGACGAGGGAAGACUUGGACCCCUGCCUGAUAAUUGGGAGAUGGCCUACACAGAGAAUGGAGAAGUCUAUUUCAUAGACCACAACACGAAAACAACGUCUUGGUUAGACCCACGGUGCCUGAACAAACAGCAGAAGCCUCUGGAAGAAUGUGAAGAUGAUGAAGAAGGGGUCCACACUGAAGAACUGGACAGUGAACUAGAAUUGCCUACUGGAUGGGAGAAGAUUGAAGAUCCUAUAUAUGGAGUCUACUAUGUAGAUCACAUAAACAGGAAAACACAGUACGAAAAUCCUGUCCUCGAAGCCAAACGAAAGAAACAGCUUGGACAGCAGCAGACAGAAGAGUGGCCUGGAGAACACCCACCUAUUGCACCUCCACCCAUAACUCUGCCUAACAACCUCACCCCAAAAAAGAAGGAGCCAGCAAGAGAUCCUUCCACCCACGUGAAAGCAUUCUUCACCAGGAAUCCCUCGGAGUUGAAAGGAAAAUUUAUUAACACAAAACUUAGGAAAAGCACCCGAGGUUUUGGUUUCACUGUGGUUGGUGGAGAUGAGCCGGAUGAGUUCUUGCAGAUAAAAAGUCUGGUUCUGGACGGCCCUGCUGCUCUUGAUGGAAAAAUGGAAACUGGCGACGUCAUUGUCAGUGUGAAUGAGACCUGCGUGCUUGGAUAUACCCACGCUCAAGUUGUGAAGAUCUUCCAGUCUAUACCGAUCGGCGAAAGUGUCGACCUUGAACUCUGCCGAGGUUACCCACUUCCUUUCGAUCCUGACGACCCCAACACAAGUCUGGUGACGUCUGUGGCCAUUUUGGACAAAGAUCCCAUCAUUGUCAACGGACAAGAAAACUAUGACUCCCCGUCUAGCAUCAGCAGCAAAACUAGAAAAGCCAGUAAUUUAAAAGAGCCGAGGCCUAGCAGCCCUGUGGACGUAUCUUCAAAUGGUUCCCAUGGUUACCCUAAUGACACAGUCUCGUUGGCAUCUUCUAUAGCAACGCAACCGGAACUGAUUACGGUGCAUAUAGUAAAAGGGCCGAUGGGGUUUGGCUUCACCAUAGCAGAUAGUCCCGGUGGUGGAGGCCAGAGAGUGAAGCAGAUUGUAGAUAGCCCUCGAUGCCGUGGACUGAAAGAAGGAGAUCUUAUAGUGGAGGUGAACAAGAAGAAUGUGCAGACUUUGACGCAUAAUCAAGUUGUGGAUUUACUGAUCGAAUGUCCAAAGGGGAGUGAAGUUACACUGCUGGUGCAAAGAGGAGGACUUCCAGUCCCAAAGAAGAGCCCAAAGUCGCAACCACAACUUGAAAGGAGAGACAGCCAAAACAGUUCACAGCAUAGUGUAUCCAGUCAUCACAGCGGGCACACCGCCUCACCCCUCCGCAGCGCCCCUAUUGUCCCUGACUAUCCAACCAGCGAGGCACCAUCUGUGGACCAAGUUGACGGCUCAGGACAGAAAAAGCCUGAUCCAUUUAAAAUCUGGGCCCAGUCCAGGAGCAUGUAUGAAAGCAGACUUCCAGAUUUUCAAGAGCAUGAUAUCUUUUUAUGGAGGAAAGAAACUGGUUUUGGCUUCAGAAUUCUUGGCGGGAAUGAGCCAGGGGAACCAAUAUUCAUAGGUCACAUUGUACCUCUGGGAUCAGCCGAUGCAGACGGUCGGCUGAGGUCAGGCGAUGAACUGAUCUGUGUGGACGGAACCGCUGUGGUUGGGAAGUCCCAUCAACUUGUAGUACAGCUCAUGCAGCAGGCAGCCAAACAAGGUCACGUCAAUUUAACCAUAAGGCGCAAAGUAGUUUAUCCAGUCCCCAAAACAGAAAAUGAUGUCCCAGCUUCACCAGCAUCUUCCCACCAUAGCAGCAACCAACCUGCCUCGUUAACAGAGGAGAAACGCACACCACAAGGCAGCCAGAACUCGCUAAACACAGUCAGCUCCGGCAGCGGCUCCACCAGUGGAAUUGGGAGCGGAGGUGGAGGUGGGAGCGGCUUAGUCAGCACUGUGGUUCAGCCGUAUGAUGUGGAAAUUCGCCGAGGUGAAAAUGAAGGCUUUGGGUUUGUCAUCGUGUCGUCCGUCAGCAGGCCGGAAGCUGGAACAACUUUUGCCGGAAAUGCAUGUGUGGCCAUGCCUCAUAAAAUAGGUCGGAUAAUAGAGGGAAGCCCAGCUGACCGGUGCGGGAAGCUCAAGGUGGGAGACCGGAUCCUGGCCGUUAACGGGUGCUCAAUCACCAACAAGUCGCAUUCGGACAUUGUCAACUUAAUCAAAGAAGCUGGAAACACUGUAACUCUGCGCAUCAUUCCUGGAGAUGAAUCCUCCAACGCUUCAUUAUUGACCAACGCAGAGAAGAUCGCCACGAUUACGACCACGCACACACCUCAGACGCUAACCCAGGAAACAAAGAACAACACAAAACCAAAGCAAGAGCCACAGUUUGAGUUUAAAACCCCACCAGCCACACUGCAAGAGCAAGAAUUUUACGCUGUAGAACUCGACAGAGGAACAAAAGGAUUUGGGUUUAGUCUGCGAGGAGGCCGGGAGUAUAACAUGGACCUCUACGUUCUGCGUCUAGCAGAAGAUGGACCCGCAGAGAAGUGUGGGAAGAUGAGGGUCGGUGACGAGAUUUUGGAAAUCAAUGGAGAGACCACAAAGAACAUGAAGCAUGCUCGGGCAAUUGAACUGAUUAAAAAUGGCGGCCGGCGAGUGCGUCUGAGUCUGAAACGCGGGGAUGGUUCUGUGCCAGAAUAUGAACCCAACAGUGACAGGAACAGCCCCACAGCCAGUUCACAAAGUCUAUCGAAAAUGAACACUCUACCAUCUGAGAGACAUCCCAUGCCAUUGGAGUUCAGUUACCCACCAAAUACUCACAAGUCAUUACAGCAUGAGGAAAAACGGAUUUAUUUCAAAGACCCCAAAGGCCACAGGGACUACAGCAGACAACACAAUGACCAUCACACUUGGAAUGGGUCCUCUAAACAUUACUCUGUGCAAAGUGGCCGAAGGGACAGGUCGCCCGAAGCAAAGCUGCUGAGGCAAGGGGAAAAAAUGGCGAUUAAUGGACAGAAGAUGAUGUCCCCUGAGAAGAGAAGUGAAGGGACAAGGAGUGCUGAAAAUACUUUGGAGAGGAGAGAGAGAGAGCGGUAUGAACGAAGGAGAGACAGUUCUCCUCAAAGAACCAGGGAAAGGUCACCUGUGCAAAAAAGGGAUGGUUCGCCUAACCGGAGAAGGAAGUCACUGGAUCGGUUUACGGAUCAACGAAGGUCACCAGAUCGUAGGAGAGACAGUUCUCCUGAAAGACGAAGGGCAAAGUCAUCUGACAGAAGAAGGGAAAGAUCUCCUGACAGGAGAAGACACCGUUCACCUGAAAGAAGGAGGGACAGGUCUCCCGAAAGGAAAAAGGAUAGAUCUCCAGAUAGAAGGAACCGAGAUCAAAAAUCCAACAACAGAGACCGGGAUGAGAACAGUUUGAAACAUGAUACAAUGAGAAAUUCUAAACAUCCCACAGUACAACGACGGAAACCCUAUAAGGAAUGUAGCACAGACCUCAGUAUCUGAUCAAUCUGAUGUCACAUUCCAGCCUCUAUCUAGGAGGCUCCGAGAACAAACAUUCUUUAUAGUGUCUUAUUUAGAUCUACACCCAACACACAUACAUGAUCAUUUAGAAACAUGAAAUGUUUUAUGCAGAUGAAACCUUACUACAGAGUGUUGUGCCUGAUGUAUAUUAAAGAAAGUAUUUUUGAUGUAUCUUUUUUUAAAUUAUUUGCCAAAUGUAAACCCCUAAGGGAUAAGACAUGUACUUCAAGAAGCUAUUUUAUUGACAAUGUUCAUUUAUGGACUUUUAUUUCCAAACAUUUCUUCUGUAGAACUUGUUCAUGGCACUGGAGAGCAAACCGCCAGCUUUUUCUUCUUUUUAGGGUUUUUGGGGGUUUUCUUUGGCUAGGCUUGAUUAAAGUUUUUUUUCUGACUGUUAAUUAUCUACUACAAUUGGUGUAAUUAGACUUAUGUAGGUCAUUGAUGGGAGCUCAUGAAAUGUAGGGACAUUUGUGAAGAUAUUAAUCUAAAGUCAGUGUAACUGAUUGAAUGGAAGGGAGAUAAUUAUCUGAAGAUAACGAAGACUACUAUUGCAAUGAAGGACGUAUACAAGCACACUUCGCACAAGGCUCUUCAUGUUACUGUUUAUUGGUUCAUCAGGUGGACCUGUAGUGGAUGGGUUGUAAUUCCCAGAGGUAGCCUGCUAAAUUUACUUGCUAUGGAGAAUCUAGAGUGUUUCAACAGGAUCGUAAUGUACUUUUGGAUGACCAUAUGGUGUUCCAGAGACCAGGAGUUCAUUGAUCAACCAAUAUCCUGCUGGUCCUAUUGAAUACAUGUUUUUGUUUUUUAGGGUUUUUUAUUAAUCAAAAAUGGGUAACUAUGGUGCUCCGCUGUAAAUGUUGAGGUAUACAGGUCCCAAUGCAUGGCCUAUAAAGCAAGUAUAUAUUUUUUAUUUUUAAGUCGUCUUCUACAGCAGCUAUUGUCCCGUCUGCUGAGUAUCUUCGGCCCAAGUUACUAUUGCGUUACUGCCUAGCUGAGCCGAACUGUCUGCCACAAAUCUGAGUAUGCUGCUUUUACAGUGCAUUGGUGUAGUAAGAAAAAAAAAAGACAAAAAGAUAUUUUCAUACUGACAUGAAUGAGAAUUGUGAGUCUAUCACUGUUAUGGUACUGUACAAAAAAAAAUAUGGCCAAUCAUUGUGUGUACAGAAUUGAAAUUGUAAUUAUCCGAGCUUGUUAAAAUAACAAAAAUGCCUUUUUUUGUUUUCCUUGUAUAAAAAAUACUUUGACUAUAUAAAAAAAAAAGUGAAUCAUGCAAGGAAUGGGAGAAGUGUUCAUAUUACCAGGAAUAGAGAAAAAAUAUGAAUUGGGAAUAUAUUUUAAUGUAAACUGAAUCAGGUAUUUUAAGGUGUUAUGUUCGUCUUUGAAAUCAGAAUCUAUACUAUUUGGAAGCUUUAGUUGUUUGGCUAUCGGCACUAGGUUACAGCAUUGUGGACCUGCUUGUACAUUAUAAAGCACUUGUAUACACUCUUCAGUCGUCAUAUCUUGCACCUGAUCCACAGCGUUUUUUAAAGUCUUGAUGAAAAAGAGCUUAGUGGGCCAAUCUUUGUUUAAACACUAUGCAUAAAUCGACACUGUCCAUACCAUUGCUUAUUUAACUUAUGGAAGUUGAUACAUUACUUUGAUUUGAUCGAAGCUGAUUGUGUACUUUGCCAGUACGGGCUUCCUUACCUGGGACAGAACGUAAUGUAUGUAAGCUAGACAAGCAAGCCUGUGAAUGCUAUUUUUAUUAUAAAUAAAGUUUUCAAUACAAAUUCAAAAAAA
Pseudophryne corroboree (corroboree frog) is the source of this 6538-nucleotide messenger RNA. RefSeq names its product membrane associated guanylate kinase, WW and PDZ domain containing 1 (gene MAGI1). Gene Ontology annotation, molecular function: protein binding. NCBI's taxonomy places the organism in Eukaryota, Metazoa, Chordata, Amphibia, Anura, Myobatrachidae. Bases 356 to 4741 code for a protein of 1461 amino acids. Gene Ontology annotation, cellular component: cytoplasm; cell-cell junction. The record is from RefSeq and is a predicted model, not a curated record. Gene Ontology annotation, biological process: signal transduction. The transcript is spliced from 23 exons.